Molecule: messenger RNA, 5904 nt
Organism: Nilaparvata lugens (brown planthopper)
Lineage: Eukaryota; Metazoa; Arthropoda; Insecta; Hemiptera; Delphacidae
Product: BTB/POZ domain-containing protein 6
Exons: 7
Coding region: 359-1744 (461 amino acids)
Biological process (GO): neurogenesis
Cellular component (GO): P-body; cytosol
Molecular function (GO): protein binding
Source: RefSeq, a predicted model, not a curated record
AGCUGUUUAUUGUUUUGACAGUAGAGUACAGGUUAGCUGGGAUCUGUGGUAUUCUUUAUCUCAUUAAUCCAUACCAUACGGUACUUUAACGUCAACAUUCAAAUAAUUAAUAAUACAUUAUUUUAGAACAAAUUUAAUUAUUGUAAUAGUUGGUCAAGAGUAUUUUGCCAAGUUAUUUGCCAACUCUAACUUGCUAUCGUUAUUAUAAAAUCAGUGCUUGUUUGCAAACGCAAAAUUUAUAUCAACAUUGUGCAAUGUUUUUUAAGUGUAGGCCUACCGUAUAUACAGAAGCAUCUAACUAAUUCAAUAUUGAAUAUAUCUCAAACUAGUUAAUAAGCUCUAAAAAGUAAACUUCAAAAUGUCCAGUAAUUUUGAAAAAUGCAGGGAUACUCUGAAAGAAAGAACUACAGUAUUGUUUACCUCGGGAGAACUGUCGGAUUGUACUUUCAUUGUCGGCGAAAACAAAGUUGAAAUAAAAGCUCACAAAAUAUUCUUAGCAAUUGCAAGUCCAGCUUUUCAUGCUAUGUUCUAUGGAGAUAUAGCUGAGAAAGAUGAAUCAAUCCUCAUCAAAGAUUUGGAACCAGCUGCUUUUAAAGGAAUGCUAGAGUAUAUCUACACUGAUAAAGUGUCGUUUGAAAGUACAGUUCACGCAUGUGAUGUAUUCAUUGCUGCCAAGAAAUACAUUUUGCCAUUUCUGGUUACUUACUGUGAACAAUUCAUAUCGGACAAUGCUGAGGCUACCGAGGCCUGUGAACUGUACGAGUUUGCCAAAUUUCAUGAUGUUGAAAGCAUCCAGAAGGCAUGCGUGGAGCUGUUCCGGGAGGAGACGAAUGACGUACUGCUCAGUCAGGCGUUUGUGGAGGCCGAUCUGGAAACAGUGAAGGUGAUCGUAGAGCAGGAUGUUCUCAGCAUCGCAUCCGAGCUGCAACUGUUCCAGGCCAUCGAGCUGUGGGCUUACAAGGAGGCUGAGCGACUGGACGCAACAAUAGAAGAGGUAGCAACUAAGAUGGAUUGCGUAGUGAGUCACCUGCGACUGCUGUCACUAACCGCAGAUGAGUUUGCGACUGCGCCUGCGCUGAGCUCACUGCUUUCCACCCAGGAGCGGCUGGCAGUCGCUAUGAACAUCACACGAUCCGGAACCAUGCCCUAUCCCGAACGCCUCUCCAAGAUAGCCAAACCGCGAAAGCCACUGCCCCAACCAGUGCCAUACGAAGCUGUGUGGUCCCUGCGUCGCUACUGUCAGGACAACCAAGCCACGUUCGAGAUCACAAAGUGGAGCAACCCGUUCCCCAGGAUCGGCAUCCGAGUGUCCCGGCCAAUCAGAAUCAGGGGGGUCAAGAUAAGCUCCCAGAAGAAGACACUGUUGGAUGGAGGGCCUCGGACCUACGAGGAGAAAGUGACACUGGUGCUGAAGAAGGACUGGGCGAUCAAGUUCCACGGCGCUCUGUAUCACGGCGACGCGCAUUACAACACAGAGCUGUUCAUCAAGUUCCCGAAGGCCGUGAUGGUUGAGCCCGAGAAGCUGUACUGGCUGAUCGUACAAUACGACCGGCCCGGCAACUAUCUGUUCACCAAGGACGUGUCGGUCAACUACAGCUCGCACAACAUGGACAUCACCCUCACCAGCGACUUCUCCACCAUCACUGAGCUGAUGUUCGCCGACAUUCCACCCAAGCCACCCGUCACUGCUAUGGUCACCGCCACCACUUUCAUUCGACCGUCUCCUCCUCCGUCUAAUGAUUGAACCUUUGUAAAGUCGUAUAGAUGUGUAAUGUCUUAAUAGAUGUCCUUUUGAUUUAUUGAUGUUAACCUUGAUGGUUUAAUUGUGAAAGAGGUAAUGUCCUUUCUAUUUAUUGAUGUAUCUUGAUGUCUAUUCGAUGAUAACCUUGAUGGUUUAUUUGUGAAGUAAGUAAUGUCCUUUGUAUUUAUUGACAUAAUUAUGGUGCAUUUGAUGAUAAACUUGAUGGUUUAUUUGUGAAAGAGUUAAUAUCAAUUCCAUUUAUUGAUAUCUUUAUGGUCUAUUUGAUGAUAAACUUGAUGGUUUAUUUGUGAAAGAGGUAAUGUUCUUUCAAUUCAAUUCAAUUUUAUUUUCAUGUUAUGCAUCGUAUAUAAUACAAUAUUAACACAGGUCAUUUAACAUUUCAUCAAACAAUACACAUCAUAAAUACAUUACAAAUGUCACCUCAAUAUACAUGCAAAUAUAGUCUAUAUAAUUAAAAACAAAGUUAAUAUCACAGAUGGAAUUAUUGUAGUUGAAUAAACUAAAAACAGUGGAAUCAAAAGUCUCCAUUACCUGAAAAGUAAAGAUCAUACAGUUAAUUUAAAUUUCAAGUUUUUACUUAAUCACAAUAUUCUAAUAAUAAAUUACUGAAUCAAAAGUUCACCAAUGUCAUAAAAACAUCUCUCACUUAACCACAAUUUCAAUUUUUUCUUGAAGACUAUUUCAGAAUUCAGCUCUCGAAUUUCAAUUGGAAUAGCAUUAUACACUUUUUUGGCCAUAUGCUGUGGGCUCGCCUCAAAAAACGUGGUUCUGUGGGCAUCCAGUCUCACGAUCUCCCUGUUGCGUGUGUUGUGAGAGUGAAUGAAUGUCUGCACCAGUCGUCCAGCCACUUCUCCAUUUCAGUGCCAUACUCGCCAAAAAAUAAAUGUACAGGCAGGGAACCGGAAGAAUGCCCGCUGUCGCGAAUAAGUCCCUGCAAGGAUGGCGUCUGGCUUUCGAAACAUCACUCUGAUGGCUCUCUUUUGGGUGAGGAAGACACGACGUCCAUGGAUUGAAGCUCCCCAUGCAACUAUACCAUAAACUAAAAGGGGUUCAAAGUAGCCAUGGUAACAACUUUCUCAUCGGACAUCCUAACCAAUUUGUGAAGAGUGUAAAUAGCUGAAUUUAAUUUCUUUAUAAGGAUCUCUACAUGUGGUCUCCAGGUCAGGCACUGAUCAAUGAAUACGCCAAGAAACUUAGUGUUCUCCACCCGUUCAACAGCAGCAUCACACAUUCUAAAUUGAAGUGAUGCGUGUUCUUGUUGCUCUCUGAUCGAAAAGUUAAUGAAGCUUGUCUUUGAGACAUUAACUAGAAGUUCAUUAGCCCUGCACCAUAUUUCAACAUCCCUCAAGACAUUUUCCGCACUAGUCUUCAAGCUCUCUAGUUCCUCAGUUGUUGAUAUCUUGGUGGUCUAUUUGAUGAUAACCUUUAUGGUUUAUUUGUGAGAAAGGUAAUUUCCUUCUAUUUAUUAAGUAAACCUGAGUGAACCCAUGCCUAGACGUCAAUGUGGUCAUGUCAAUAGAUGUCCUUUUGAUUUAUUGAUGUUAACCUUGAUGGUUUAUUUGUGAAAGAGGUAAUUUCCUUUCUAUUUUUAUUGAUGUAUCUUGAUGGUCUAUUUGAUGAUAACCUUGAUGGUUUAUUUGUGAUAUAGACAAUGUCCUUUCCAUUUGUUGAUAUCUUGAUGGUCUAUUUGAUGAUAACCUUGAAGAUAUAUUUUUGUAAAAGAGGUAAUGUCCUUUCUAUUUGUUGAUAUCAUGAUGGUUAUUUGAUGAUAACCUUGAUGAUUUAUUCGUGAAACAGGCAAUGUCCUUUUUAUUUCUUGAUAUAACUUGAUGCUUAUUUGAUUAUAACCUUGAUGAUUUAUUUGUAAAAUAGGUAAUGUCCUUUUUAUUUCUUGAUAUAACUUGAUGGUUAUUUGAUGAUAACCUUGAUGGUUUAUUUGUAUAAUAACGUUGAUGGUAUAUCUGUUGAAUAUCAUUCUAUUUGUUGUUCAGCUAAUGGAGACCCCAAGUCCGUUCCAACUUCCAAAGGAGUAAAUUGAUUGAACCUUUGUCUAUUCGUGAAGGCGAUGUCUCAAUAGAUGUCCUUUUGAUUUCUUGAUGUUAACCUUGAUGGUUUAUUUGUGACUAAGGUAAUGUCGUUUCUAUUGAUAUAUCUUGAUGGCCUAUUUGAUGAUAACCUUGAUCGUUUAUUUGUGAAAUAGAUAAUGUCAUUUAUAUUUGCUGAUAUCUUGAUGGUUUAUUUGUGGAAGAGAUAAUGUCCUUUUCAUUUUUCAAUAUCUUAUGGUCUAUUUGAUGUUAACCUUGACGUCUAUUUGUGAAAUAGGUAAUGCCCUUUCUAUUUGUUGAUAAUUUGAUGGUACACGUUCUAUGAAUUGGUCGAGUGUUUCCCUUUCCCUAGAAUACUUAAUCCUCAUCUAUCAACAUGUAAAGUGGCAAUCGGUGUAUUUUCAAUGUAAUUUUACGUCUAUUGAAGGUUAUUACAUUAAAAAAUGUUCGUUUCAGUAGCACUGAAUAAUAUUAAUAAGUGUCUGCAGCGCUAAAUUAUGUAUACUAUUAUGUUAUUUGUCUGACUGGCGUUGUAAGAUGUUGUAAAUCAGGCCUAACUCCAUUCUUAUGUUUCUCAUAUUUCGCCUCUGUUCGAAAGUCUUGUAGAUUUAAAAAAUAAUGAUAGAAUUUGUCAGCAUAUUUGGAAAGAAGGGAUGAUUUAUUGAUUCCCUAACACAAAUGACAAUGAUUUGAGCUUGUUAUAGAUUCCACAUUAUUGUUUACAUUUCUAUUGAGUGAUUUCAAGGAUGAUGCAAUUGUUUUCCCUUAUAAUAAUUAUGAUUGAGAAUAAUUGUUGAUUAUUUUCUUGAAUGAUUUUUUUGAGAGUCUGAAUGAAAUGCUAGAGUCUGAAAACUGAAGUGAGGAGAAAUUGGAAACUGCAAAUUUCUAGGUAGUUUCCAAACCAUCGGGAAGUGAUCCUAAAAUUCAUAACUGUCCAGGAACGGAAGUUAUUUAAAAUUUAAAAAAUUUAAAUUACUUAAUAAUUAUGCUGAACUCAUUGACACCACUAAACUGACACCAAGUCAAUUUACAGUAUUAUCUUUUGUUAUCGACUUUUUCAAACUAAUGAGCAAUUAGGUUAAUGGAAAGAUAGGUCUAUGAGGUUUUUAAUGUUGUUAUAAAACAAGAUAGCAGUAAAUAUAUACUGGUAGCAAUACAAUAGAGCCUUGAUAGGUACGAGCAGUUGAGCAGUAAUUAUUCCUAAGUACUAUAAAAUCUAUAAGUACAUUUGUAGCAGUCGUUGCUUUCAAUCAUCUAGCUGCUAAUACAUCUUUCUUAAUAGGUGUAAAUUGUAAACUGGAAACAUGUUCGUAUUUUACAGAAAAAAAUUCUUCUUUUCUGUGGAAUUUUUUGAGUUAUCAAAGUUUUAUUGUAAUAUUUCCAUCAUUUCUUACUCACAUGUUGAUACUUGUGAGUGAUAAUAUUAUAAUACAUGACAUUCUAUAUUUAUGUUCAUCUAUGCAACACUAGUCAUAAGAGUUUCCGCAAAUGUUGUUUAUUUUUAUUUGUCAUUUUUAUUAGAUUGAUAAUUAAAAUUCUUUCAUGAGUAAAUCGUUUACAGAGCCCCUGUUUCUUUUUAGUAUCGUGACCAUGAAGAUAAAUAAUGUAAAUACUUCCAAAUUUAUUUAGAAAUCAUAUAAUAUAUCUAGUCGUUGAAUUGAAUUUUCAUAGGGAAAAGGUUUACAUGCUGAAGCAUUAUUGAUGCAAAUAGAGAAAUGAUGUAUUUUCAGAUAAACAGAUUAAUAAAAUUGGCAAAGUUUAUUGUUAGAUGUUUUCAAUCUUUGAAAUUGUUAAAUAUUUCAACAUUCUAUUAGAAUAAGGCUUAUUGAUAUUGCAUUGUUGAAUAGACUCCAUUAUUGGAUGAAUUAAUUAUUAGAUUUCAUUUAUCUUACUAGAACUAGUUUUGAAUAUUAUGGUUGCAUUACCAUACUAUUGUCAUGUUUAUACGUAUACCUACUACAGUCAAUAAUUUGUUAAUAUUUUUGUAUAGAUUACAUUUUUUUUAUCAUCUAUUUUCGAAACACUAGAAGAUAGACGAGAAUAUUUCAAUAUUUACUGUGAAAAUAUAUGUUUAAUAAAUUGAUGUACUUAUGUAGA